Eptesicus fuscus (big brown bat) is the source of this 2242-nucleotide messenger RNA. It is a transcript of the gene HESX1, whose product is annotated as HESX homeobox 1. NCBI's taxonomy places the organism in Eukaryota, Metazoa, Chordata, Mammalia, Chiroptera, Vespertilionidae. Gene Ontology annotation, cellular component: nucleus. The transcript is spliced from 5 exons. The record is from RefSeq and is a predicted model, not a curated record. The coding region runs from base 1319 to 1876 and encodes 185 amino acids. Gene Ontology annotation, molecular function: DNA-binding transcription repressor activity, RNA polymerase II-specific; RNA polymerase II cis-regulatory region sequence-specific DNA binding. Gene Ontology annotation, biological process: pituitary gland development; regulation of transcription by RNA polymerase II; forebrain development.
GGGCGCCGUCCCCCGUCUCCGCGCGCGUCUCGGGAACCAGAGGCUCGAGUGAGGACCACCCUGGGGAGUUUGGGGCGGCUUUAGUCCUCCCUCACCGUUUUUCGUCAGAGACCGUGCCAGAGGCCCUGCGGCUGCUGCCUUCCCUUUAGUUGCUCAAACUGAACCUUCCCAGCCCUCCCCGAAGCGUCCCGUCUCCCCGCUCCAGCACCACCGGGCUCGCCACCGGAGGUCUGUGGGGUCCGAAGUCGUGUCACUAACCGGGCUUUCCCGGCUAAUUCGUGGACAGUAGGUUCUCCAUUAUUUUUCUGGACAUUUGGAUAUCAGUUCAUUCAGCUUAAAACGUGUGCCUUUGUCGCCAAAUCAUCAAUUCUUAACCUGGUCUUGAAGGACUGACAGGCCACAAUUUAGACGUCCAUAUUUCUUUAAAGUCACAAAGAAAACACCUUUUACAAAUCAGAAUACCCUAGUCCAUUAUGUUGGUGACUGAUCAGCACUUCCGUUUGGUGAACGCUUUGGAAGGAGCUUUGAGGAGCUUCUUGGGCCUGGUUGUAAGUGGACAAGAGCGCAGCGCUGCUCCCAGGACGUGAUCCGGACUCGAACGCCUGCCUCCUAUCCACCUCCCCGCCGCCCCAUCGGCCUCCCGCCGCCUUGUUUAGUUCGCUGUAGCGUUAGGAGCUUUCCUCCCUCGCAGGUGAAAUGGCAAAUCACAGUGUCCCCUAAACAUCUAGCCAUGCACCCCACCGGUCCACCCCAUUUUCAUUCAAGAAAUGCUGAGCAUAAAGGUUAUCCGUUGCCUGGUUCCGCUGACACAUUGGAACAAAUCCAGAUACAGCGACAGGAGUGGAAGUUACUUUUCAACUGAUGCUAGGUUUUCCCACGAUCUCUUAAGGAUAAAAUCAGGCUUUAAAUGUUUUCCCAGGUAGACUUGCAGUAGUUUCACGGAAGUGUCCUUCAUGUUAUAAACUUGAACUAAAAGCUCUCCCCUUAGAUUGUUUUUUUUUUUUAUCAACUAGUCACCCUCUCGCAGAGAUCUUUAGUUUUUGAAAGGUGUUCGGAGUCCGUUCUUACCCAGCGUUGCUGGUUCCCAGCUGCUUAGAUGUACCCACAGCAUCUCCAGGUCUCAGCAACCCGUCUGUCCUCCCUGAUUUCUUUCCACUCUGGCAGCACAGCGGCAUGCAACCUGGCUCGACCGGAGGAAGACUUGCAAGCAGAGCCCUAACGUGACCUGCAGGAAGAUCACCGCCCUGUACGUGUGGGGCAGAGCCAGCCAAGAGGUGCACAGAGGCCAGAGCGGCCGACCUGUGCAGCCCACGAGACGAUGUCUCCUAGCCUUCGGGAGGGCGCUCGGCUUGGGGAAAGCAAACCCUCGCCCUGCUCCUUUUCAAUCGAGAGCAUUUUAGGACUGGACCAGAAGAAAGACGGUGCUCCAUCCAUGAAACCCCACCGGCCUUGGGCAGACACCUGCAGCUCCUCAGAGAAAGAUGUUAACCUAUGUCUACAUGUCCCAAGCCUUCCAAAUGGGCUCUUAUUCUCUUGUACUGUGGAUCACCCAGUGCCAGAAGAAAGAGUUAUGAAAUAUGAAAGUUACUUUUCAACCUCAGAAAGACUGUCUUUGAAAAGAGAGUUGAGUUGGUAUAGAGGCAGAAGACCAAGAACUGCUUUUACUCAAAACCAGAUUGAAGUGUUGGAAAAUGUCUUUAGAGUAAACUGCUAUCCUGGCAUUGAUAUCAGAGAAGACUUAGCUCGAAAAUUGAAUCUAGAGGAAGACAGAAUCCAGAUAUGGUUCCAAAAUCGGCGUGCCAAACUGAGGAGGUCUCACAGAGAAUCACAGUUUCUAAUGGUGAAGAAAAACUUCAACACAAAUCUCUUGGAAUAGAUAGAAAACUAAACUUGUGAAAUUAUCUUCCAAUUGCAGAACACGAAGAACCAAUGGAAAUACCAAGUUUUUAAAAUGUGAUGUUUUAUUUUCUGCAUUUAAUCUGAACCUUGUCACUUUCUGAAAAUAUAUUGUAAAUAGUUACUAUAUCAUGGUACCUGUUAUACUUGGGCACUUUUAAAUAUAAUAAAGGCUUUUUCUAUAUAUUUUAAUAAACAUUUUCAGAAACAGCCAGCUAUUUUUUUAAGUGAGCAAAUUUAAUGUAAUAAAUUAGUUUGCUAAAAUCAGUAAACUCGUGAUUAAGUGGCUCCACAAACUGAAUUACUGUACAUUUACAAAAAUAAUUCAAGUAAAAUCAUCUGGAGA